Messenger RNA from Ricinus communis (castor bean), 1322 nucleotides. RefSeq names its product aspartic proteinase nepenthesin-2. The record is from RefSeq and is a predicted model, not a curated record. Gene Ontology annotation, cellular component: extracellular region. The transcript is spliced from 2 exons. The annotation marks the transcript as partial. Lineage: Eukaryota; Viridiplantae; Streptophyta; Magnoliopsida; Malpighiales; Euphorbiaceae.
AAAAGAUGCUUCAGUCUCAAUUUUUCAUCAGCUUCUCCCCUACUUUACCUCAUUAUACUUUCACUUAUCACUUCUGCUACUUCAGAACCUAAUGGUUUUAGCCUUGAGCUUAUUCAUGGUGACUCUCCAGAAUCUCCUUUCUAUCCUGGCAAACUUACAGAUUCUGAAAGAAUAAGCAGACUUGUAGAAUCUUCAAUAAUCAGGGCUCAGGUCUUGAGCUCCUAUUUAAAAUACAAUUCAACUUCAGGUCCAGAAGCAUAUCGAUUUCCUGUGUAUAUAUGGAUAGCAUCAUUCUGUACAAACAACCGUAAUGUCUUCCAAUGCAUAAAUAAUGAAUGCGUUUAUAGGGUACUGUAUGGAAGUGGUGAUGUCACCGUAGGUGUUGCUUCAACAGAUGUGUUAGAACCCACAAACAACAGUCGCAUUCUAUUUAAUUUUGGUUGCUCGAAAGACAAUAGGAACUUCUCUGCAUUUUCACGUACAGGCAAGACUGAUGGAAUUAUGGGUUUGAAUAUGUCCCCAGUUUCUAUCUUGCAACAGUUGAGAAAUGUUACUAACCAACGUUUUUCCUACUGCUUGACUCCAUAUGGUUCAAGACCACCGGCUACUAGUCUUCUAAGGUUUGGCAAUGACAUUAGCACAUGGGGAAGAGGGUUUUAUUCAACCCCAUUUGUAGACCCGCCAGACAUGCCUAAUUACUUUCUCAACUUACUAGAUCUAAGUGUUGCAGGGCAGCGCUUGCGACUUCCACCAGAGACCUUUGCAUUGAAACGGGACGGAACUGGGGGUACCAUUAUAGAUUCCGGAACAGGGCUCACUUUAGUCGUUCAGCCUGCUUAUCGGCAUCUCCUUGGUGCACUCCAGAACCAUUUCGAUCAUCACGGAUUUCACCGGGUUCAUAUCCCUGACACGAAUCUAGAGCUACGUUACAACUUUGCACAGAACCGAACUUUCCAGAACCAUGCCUCAUUGACGUACCAUUUCCAAGGAGCUGAUUUUACUGUGGAACCAAGGUAUGCGUACGUGGUUUACAAUGAUGAGAAUGCUUUCUGUGUAGCAUUGCUGGCGUCGCACAUAGAAGGACGGGCUAUAAUAGGAGCACUGCAUCAAGCAAACACUCGGUUCGUUUAUAAUGCAGCUAAGCGCAGACUUAAGUUCAAGGCUGAGAAUUUCCAGAAUGACAAAAGGUGAUACAAUUACAAGAAGAUUGCCCAGGCAUAAUAAAUUUUUUAAAGAAUAAAACUGCUUCAUUGUUGAAUUUCCUUCACUAUGGCUAGUGGAUUAUUAGAAAAGUUCUAAUUAAACUCCAGGUAAUUAAUAUA